CUCUGGGGUGGCAGACUGCUGCACUGUGCCACAGAUUCCUGUAGGCGCCCUCCUCGCCAUGCGCUCUCACCGGGUCGCAGCCUGACGCACUCGGGGAGGACGGUCCUCCGCUGUCACACAGCCGAGGGAGGGAGCGAGAGGGAGAGACAGAGCAACAGAGAGAGAGAGGGCAAACUUUGCGUGAUAGUGGCUGAGACGCUUUAACGGGCUCACCUUGGCCACCACCGAGCAUACCUUCGCUUAAAUUCCCAACAUCCGCUUUGUGAGGGACAGCGGCGAGGAUCCCCCUCAGGAGAGACGGGCUGCAUCCUCUGAAGCCGUUCAUGCCGGAUAAAGUUUACGAGCAGCGUGGUAGAGGAGAGGGGAUAAAGACGAGACUGCAUACCUUUCGAUAAACUUAUCGGGAAGUCGCUCGUCGCCGACAGCAAUGGGCACCUUGCGCGACCUCCAGUACGCGCUCCAGGAGAAGAUCGAGGAGCUGCGCCAAAGAGACGCGCUCAUCGACGAGCUGGAGCUGGAGCUCGACCAGAAGGACGAGCUCAUACAGAGACUACAGAACGAGCUGGACAAAUACCGCUCCGUGAUCAAACCGGCAACCCAGCAGGUCCAAAAGCAGAAUGAGCUGCACGAGCAGCAGCGGACGAAGAGGCAGGCAAUCUCGGCCGAACCGACUGCCUUCGACAUCCAGGAUCUUAGCCAUGUCACCCUACCUUUCUACCCCAAAAGCCCACAGUCCAAGGAUCUGAUCAAGGAGGCCAUCUUGGACAAUGACUUCAUGAAGAACCUGGAGCUGUCGCAGAUCCAAGAGAUCGUAGACUGCAUGUACCCUGUGGAGUAUGGAAAGGACAGCUGUAUCAUUAAGGAGGGCGACGUGGGCUCACUGGUCUACGUCAUGGAAGACGGGAAGGUGGAGGUGACGAAGGAGAGCCUGAAGCUCUGCACCAUGGGGCCGGGAAAGGUGUUCGGAGAGCUGGCUAUUCUCUACAACUGCACCAGGACUGCCACGGUCAAGACUCUAACAAAUGUGAAGCUGUGGGCCAUCGACCGACAGUGUUUUCAGACGAUCAUGAUGAGGACGGGUCUCAUCAAGCACACAGAAUACAUGGAGUUUCUGAAAAGCGUUCCCACAUUCCACGGCCUGCAGGAAGAUAUUCUGAGCAAGCUUGCCGAUGUCCUUGAGGAGACACAUUAUGGAGAUGGAGAGUACAUCAUCAGACAGGGGGCCAGAGGAGACACCUUCUUCAUCAUCAGUAAGGGAAAGGUUAAUGUGACCAGGGAAGACUUGCCCAAUGGAGAGCCCGUCUACCUGCGCAGCCUCGGAAAAGGCGACUGGUUCGGAGAGAAAGCACUGCAAGGGGAGGACAUCAGGACAGCCAACGUCAUUGCAGCAGAAGCAGUCACCUGUCUAGUCAUCGAUAGAGAUUCAUUCAAGCACCUGAUCGGAGGAUUGGAGGACGUGUCCAGUAAAGGUCACGAGGAUGCUGACGCCAAAGCCAAGUAUGAAGCGGAGAAUGCGUUCUUCUUCAAUCUCAACCUAGCUGACUUCAACAUCAUCGACACUCUGGGGGUUGGUGGCUUCGGUCGUGUCGAGCUGGUUCAGCUCAAGAGCGAUGAGAACAAAACCUUUGCCAUGAAGAUCUUGAAGAAGCGGCACAUUGUUGACACAAGACAGCAGGAGCACAUUCGUUCAGAGAAACUCAUCAUGCAGGAGGCCCACUCAGACUUCAUCGUUAGACUCUAUAGAACAUUCAAGGACAGCAAGUACCUCUACAUGUUGAUGGAAGCGUGUUUAGGAGGAGAGCUGUGGACCAUUCUUCGAGACCGGGGUUCAUUUGAGGACUCAACCACCAGGUUUUACACAGCAUGUGUGGUGGAGGCCUUCGCCUACCUGCAUUCCAAAGGAAUCAUCUACAGAGACCUCAAACCAGAGAACCUUAUAUUGGACCACAGGGGCUACGCCAAAUUGGUCGACUUUGGCUUUGCCAAGAAGAUCGGGUUUGGGAAGAAGACGUGGACCUUCUGUGGGACGCCGGAGUAUGUAGCACCAGAGAUCAUUCUGAACAAGGGCCAUGACAUCUCAGCCGACUACUGGUCUCUAGGAAUCCUCAUGUUUGAGCUCUUAACUGGCAGCCCUCCAUUCUCUGGCCCUGAUCCUAUGAAAACCUACAACAUCAUCCUGAGAGGCAUCGACAUGAUCGAAUUUCCAAAGAAAAUUACCAAAAAUGCUGCCAACCUAAUUAAAAAGCUAUGCAGGGAUAAUCCUUCUGAACGACUGGGAAACUUGAAAAAUGGUGUCAAAGACAUCCAAAAGCACAAAUGGUUUGAGGGCUUUAACUGGGAGGGUUUGAAGAAGGGGACAUUGACGCCUCCUAUUAUCCCUAACGUCACAUCGGCAGUCGACACAAGUAACUUCGACAGCUUCCCAGAGGACAACGAGGACCCGCCUCCUGAUGACAACUCCGGCUGGGACGUUGAUUUUUGAAGUCCUCCUCUCCCCCUUAAAACCAAAAGAAACUCUUCUUUUGUUGGCUUGGAGGCCACCUUGAAGACAUGGCUGUGUUGUAAAAAAAAAUAACUGCUUAAGAAGAAAGAGAGGAUAUGGAAAACAAGAUAAACGGAUGGAUGGCAAACUCUUUGGGUCACCGAUAUGCCUUUAUUUCACUGUGGCUCUGGAACAAGCAUUUAUAAUGGGACUGCUGUAGCACUUCUUCAGUGUCGUCUUACACUCGGCUCGAAAGGCAAAGGCAAAGAAAGUGCAGGGAUACACAUAUACACACACACAACACAACAGAGGCUGAUAAUGGAGCCAGUUUUCCCAUGUAACAGGGAAAGAUGUUUAGCGGGUGGAUGAAUGUUCGAUAGUCUGUCUAAGUUUCGGUUCUAGGAUAAAUAAGAGUGUAAAAAAUGUGAACUGCUCAAAAAGAGAGGAGGCUGAUGAUUGAUUUUUUUUUCUGUUUGUUUCUCCGCAAUAUUUGCUGAAAUGUUUGGAGGACUUUGCUGGGAGGAUGUAAGAUGUUACUGCAGUUGCUCCCUGUUUUUUGACACGCAGCUACUGGCUGCAGACUGCGAUACUUUCCAGAGAUCUACACACUACAGUUUGCAAGCGAAACUGGUAUCAAGUGCUCAAGACUAACCUGAAUGUCACUGAUUUUCUUCUUAUUUAACAUCCAUAUGGCAUACAGCAUGUAUGGUACGCAGUAUUUGAACUUACAUCCUCACACGUGAACACAAAAUCAAAUACUUAGUACACUUUGUAUGAGAUUAACCUACCUUGAAAAGCACAAGCACUGUGCAUUCAGUGGAAAGAGACGUGACUCUUAAAGUGCCCUGUUUAAAAUUUAAUGAAUCACACACCGACACACAUGAAAUGUCAGCGAGUAUUUCCAUGAAGCAAUGUGUCAUUACGCACUUAAGACCAUUAACUGAGAAAAUCAGCAGUUACAGAUAAUUUUAAGCUUCAGAAGAUGAAGUCACACUCUUUUUUUGUUCUUAAAUAAGCUUUUAAUCACGCAUAUGAAUGCUUCUCUACCUGAAUAUUUCUUCAUUUUGUUUUUUUAAAAUCACCCAAAUGCCUCGUCCUCUGUUCGCCCCUGUAUAGUUCUGAUAUGACUGUGAACUUGGUUUCAAUGUCUUUGGUGCUGUUAUUGAUAAAUUAUGUUAAGCGGUGGUGAGAUGACAGUACUGGUUAUUGUUUUUGUAAGGUGAUUUUUUUUUGUGCUUGAUUUCUUUGUACCGUACUUGACUUCCUUCUUUAGAAAAUUGGAGACUUGUGUCACUUUGUAAACUUGAGUGAAGAAUUUGAUAUCACUUGACGCCAUGUUGAAUUGUGCUGAUUGUGGUAUUGUCGAGGUUUUUUUUUCCAUCCAUACGAAUUAACCAUCCUCCUCUUCUUCUUCACAUUCACAAUAUCUUAAGAAAAUCUGAACUUCAUCUUUAAUGGAUAUUUUCUAAAUGUCUGGCAAAAGAGAAAAGCUCACAACUUUGACCACUACCGCCAUGAUCUCUCACCCAGCUCAUCACCUCUCACGUCCGAAAAUCAGAUCAUAAAAUCAGAAGAAGUGUAAGUGCCUUAAAUCAAUGGCAUACAAAAUUAUCAUCACAAGUCCUUUUCGAUGCUGCAUGAACACAUAUACACCUCAAAAAAAAAAAAAAAGUAUGUCCUCUUAGAUGGCUGCUUCUCAUCCUUUGUUAUAUCUAAUAAACACAUUAAUCACCACCGAGAGAGAACUUCUAGUCAUUUGAUGGCUGACAAAACUGCAUAUGAAACACAUUUCCUGGUUACCCCCCCUUUUUGAUUUAUCUCACAGGAACAUUUAUGAACACUGAAAUUGAUAAAAAUCUAUCAUACCCAACAUGGCUGCAAUGACAUGCUUCUCUCUACAUAUCUAAAACGCUUUUAUGAAGUCAACCACAACUGGCCUGAUAAGGUGAACGAUAAAUCACAGCUCAGAGGGAUCAUCCAUCACCUGUGUCCGUCGAGAAAUCUGAGCAUGUAGAGACAGCAGGAAUGAUUUGCAGUUUUGAUCAUUUCACAGAUUGGGAAACAAUAUUCCAUUGAUCAUAUUGACAGUCUUUGACGGUAUGAUAGCAUUAAUCAUAACGUAUCAUCAUCAUCCACAUUUUAUAAUAGCUCAACUCAUAUUUCAUCCCAGGAAGCCAAACAGACCAACAUUUAAAUGAUAUCAAUCACUGAAUGAUGUUGAUGGAGAGCUAAGAACGAGAUGAAAUCUUAGCUCUGCGGGCAUACCAUAAGUAUUUUGCUGUAUUAAGGGCAGGUUAUGUUUAUCACAAAGCCUUAUGUAUGCCAUCACUUUACAAACCACUGGUUUUGAGUCUUAUAUUGACCGCCUUCUGCAAUGUUACCUGAUAUUUGCCUUGUGUUCUGUUGUUUAUUCUGCUGUAAAUUAAUUUUGCAGAGUGCCACCUGUAAGAUUUUUAAAAUUAUAGAGUAAAAACAAUACUUUUGA
Epinephelus lanceolatus (giant grouper) is the source of this 4967-nucleotide messenger RNA. RefSeq names its product cGMP-dependent protein kinase 1. Gene Ontology annotation, molecular function: ATP binding; cGMP-dependent protein kinase activity. Gene Ontology annotation, biological process: protein phosphorylation. Lineage: Eukaryota; Metazoa; Chordata; Actinopteri; Perciformes; Serranidae. The record is from RefSeq and is a predicted model, not a curated record.